AUGUCGGUAACACCCAAUGAUGAUAUCGUGGAGAUCAGUCAGCGUUGCGACUUCCUUCGCACGGCGUUGCGUGACGCGCCAGACGAUGUGAAGAUUAUCCCUGAACGAAAGUACUCGUACCUUUGCGAGAUGAGCGGAGAGCGGCCCAACCUUGUAUUCCUGCGCUUCAGUCAGGGUACAUAUGGCGGUAGCUUGGACCUGCACCGCUCGUACCUUAGCCAGCGGGCGUUCCUGCCGAUCCUCUUCACGUUGCCACUGUGUCCGUGGCUUGAGCACAUCAACCUCCGCGAGGAGCGGCUCACCACCACGCUCAUUCAGCUCCUGUGUGAAGCACUGCAAGACCUCCCAUGUCUGACGACAAUCGAUGUAUCAGGGAACCCAUUUGGCUCCUUCGGUGUGCAGGCGCUCCUCCGGCUGGUGCAGCGGAACCGCAGUAUUGUGGAUUGUCGUGUUGAUGGCGUGCAGUGUGUUGGGGCGUUUCUGCGCCGACUCCACAUGGCAUGCGAGCGCAACAUGGAGGACGCAGAGUUAUCGGAGGACGAGUCGUUUCGAUCAUCAAGCACGCCCUCAGCUGUGGAGUUCACAGUGUGA
Messenger RNA from Trypanosoma grayi, 591 nucleotides. RefSeq lists its product as hypothetical. NCBI's taxonomy places the organism in Eukaryota, Euglenozoa, Kinetoplastea, Trypanosomatida, Trypanosomatidae. The transcript has a single exon. The record is from RefSeq and is a predicted model, not a curated record. The coding region runs from base 1 to 591 and encodes 196 amino acids.